Durusdinium trenchii is the source of this 1947-nucleotide messenger RNA. The record is from the annotation of a GenBank genome assembly. NCBI's taxonomy places the organism in Eukaryota, Dinophyceae, Suessiales, Symbiodiniaceae.
GGGGCACUCCACUGGCCUUGCAGCCCAGCCUGGUUCCAGGGUGGCCAUCCGUUCGAAAAACACGGUGGGUGGCCAGCUUGUUAUAGCUUAAGUUUGGGUUUCUUGAUGUUUCUUAGUGAUCUUGGGUCUCGACUGAGGCCGCCUCAUGUCAUCUGGUCAUCUCCAUGCUUCCUCCUUCGCCUGCGGGGCCCGAUGUCGCGCCCAGGAGGUUGGUCGGGCUCUCCCGGUUUCGGGGGGGGCCCAAGCACCGGUCGCGCCUCCAAGGCUGCGCUGUCGUUUCGCCACAACCUACAGUUAGGUCCUAUAGCUGAUGUUUUUUUCUGCAGAAGUUCGUCUCUGGAGUUCUGGCACACAAAGUGGGCAAAAAGGGGAUGACACGUCUCCCACUUCUGUCCUAUAUGCGGCACCCAUUCGUUUUGCACGCGCCACGCGCCGCAGACAUCCGGUCACGUGACAGCCAUGGCCUUCCGCGCCGUGGCCUUCGCAUGGUUCCUGGGAGCUGCAGAGGCUCACGAUGCGGCCGAGGACUCCCGUGGCCCGCCCUGUCGGAAGUCCCCGCUUCUGGCAGCGCUGAACCUCACGAGCCAUCAUCAGAUGCUGAUUGCUUACAGCGGAAAAGGCUGGGAAUGGACCAAAAGGAGACACGGCAAAGGUGGCAAAGGUGGCAAGCUCCGCAAGAAAGUCACCAUGCUCUCAGACAUGUGGCGCUUUCAUCUCGAGACCAAGACUUGGUUUCCCAUCGAUUACGGUGAGGAGGGACCUGAGGGUCGCUGGAAGGAGGGCGCCACUCCUGUCUACAAUAACAGCCAGCUGGUGCUGAUGGGUGGCUGCACGAAGACCUCCGUGAAGUUUUCGAGGGAUGACCUGUGGGUCUUCAGCCCGGAGAAGGGCCGUUGGCGCCGGGUGCCCACUGAGAAUACCCCUGUGCGCAGGCGUGGGCAUGUUCUCGUCGCCAAUCACACCCACUUGAUCAUGUUCGGCGGGAAGUCCACGAAGCAAGACGCGCAAGAGUCCUACGAUGAGUUGGAGGACGAAGGCUUGGGGGAGAAGGUGCAGCCGGGGGAGAAGUGUUUGAUCGACCUUUGGGCCAUUCCCAAGGAACCCGUGCUGGCUGACACUUCCGAGGUUGCAAGGUGGACGGAGGGAGCACCCUUUCCAGCCACCUGCCGAUGGGGAGCGACUGGCUCCUAUGUCCGGGAUCACGAUGGAAAGAAGUAUUUGGCCUUCUUUGGAGGACGACACUUGGGCGCCUUUCAGGCGGAGCAUACCGACCGUAGUGCCUAUGUCUACUACAACGAUCUUUGGCUCUACGACUUCGUCAAGGAUCGCUGGGGAGAGGCACCAACCAUUGGUCGCAGGCCGCCGGCGCGGGACCACCACGGAGCAGCCACGCUGGAGGAUCAAAUUUUCAUCUAUGGUGGCCGUUGCUCCGAGAAGCGCGAGAAGACCUCGGUGCUGGCCGAUGUGUGGAGUUACAGUCUCACCACCCUUCGCUGGACCCUGCACGAGCCAGUCGUGGGUGGAUGGGGACCGUCUCGCUCGCCCCUCGCCGUCGAGGGGAGCGCCCCGGCGGCACGCUUUAUGCCUGGCGUGUCAGAUGUGAUUUACAAAGGUCGGCCACACUUGGCCAUCUUCGCAGGUGAGACGUUGCCGGGAUCCACGAAGCGCACGACGCUGAACGACGUGUGGGUCUUCGAUCCCAAGGAGGCCGAGUGGAGCGAACUCUUCGCCUCCACCUGUAGCGAGGAGCCGGGUCUCGAGGCUGGAGAGCUCGCUGGCCCAAAUGUCCAGGCUUUGCUGUGCCUUGCCACGGGCUUUGGCUUUGUGUUCACUCUCUUCAUGCUCAUGCGCACCUUUGGACGCCGAGCGCAAGCGAAGGAAAUGCAAGCGCCGUUACUGGAGUGAAUUGCCAGGCCUUCAUCAUCGUUUUCAGCUGGAAGAAGGAUG